This is a messenger RNA of Trichomonas vaginalis G3, 1308 nucleotides long. Its product is annotated as protein tyrosine/serine/threonine phosphatase protein. Gene Ontology annotation, biological process: regulation of exit from mitosis; positive regulation of cytokinesis; protein dephosphorylation. The record is from RefSeq and is a predicted model, not a curated record. Bases 1 to 1308 code for a protein of 435 amino acids. The transcript has a single exon. NCBI's taxonomy places the organism in Eukaryota, Parabasalia, Trichomonadida, Trichomonadidae. Gene Ontology annotation, molecular function: protein tyrosine/serine/threonine phosphatase activity.
AUGCAUACACCUCCACAGCCUCAUCAAAACAUACAGAUAAUAAAAGACAGGCUGAUUUUUUCUGUUUUAAGAAUCCAGCCCUCUAAUACGUCUACAUUAUUCAACUUUAGCGUUGAUAACGAUGAUAGAUUUCAAUAUUUGCCUUUCUUCUCUGAUUUUGGACCACCAGAGCUAUCUCAUAUCCAUAAUUUUUAUCUACUUGUAAAUCAGAUAUUAUCGGAACAUAAAGAGCAAAUUCAAUAUGUAUGUGGAUUUACUCCACAAAAGAUUGCUAACGCUGUAAUGUUUAUAUCAAGCUACAAUAUGAUCAAAAACGGACUAACUCCUUCGGAGGCUUUUGCACCUGUGUCGCAUUUGGCAGCCUCGCUUAAACCUUAUAGAGACGCUUCAUCAUUUCCAUCGACAUACGACUUAACAGUCAUGCAUUGUCUAAAGGGUCUUUACAGAGCUAUGCAAUUUGGCUGGUAUAGACCUGAAACAUUUAAUUCCUCGGAAACUAUAUACUACGAGCAAGUUGAGAACGGAGAUAUGAACUGGCUUAUACCAGGAAAGCUUCUCGCUUUCGCAUCUCCUUAUGCAACUAAUAAAAUUCAAGGCGGAUAUACAGUUUCAACUCCAAAAGAGUUAAUACCGAUAUUUAGAGAGCGCGGAAUUACAAGAAUUGUUAGACUAUGUCAGAGGUUUUACGAUGAAAAACUUUUCGUCAACGCCGGCUUCAAACAUACAGAAUUAUAUUUUCUUGAUGGGUCAGUUCCUCCAAAUGAUAUUUUGAACAAGUUUCUUGAUAUAAUAGAAAGUCAUGAUGUAAUUGCUCUCCAUUGCAAAGCUGGUUUAGGAAGAACAGGAACAUUAGCAGCUUGUUACAUGAUUAAAGAUUACGGAUUCGAUGGUGAUGAAGCUAUCGGCUGGAUAAGAAUUUGCAGGCCAGGAUCCAUCAUUGGACCACAACAAAGUUAUGUUUUGAAAUUUUACGAACUUAUCUCAAAGCCAUCAGUUCCACAAUCUCCUGUAGUAUCAAAGAACCAAGUACAUACUCCAACAAAGAUUUUACGCAAGGCUACAGAAAAACCGCCGCCAAUUUCAACAAAAACUACAGAUUCGAGUUAUACAACGCCAACUACAGACAGAUAUGGAUCGAAGAAGACAAAACAAUCGUCAACACCGCAAAGAGAAAAGCAUUCUGAAGCUUCUGCUCCAAGAACACCAAAUUCUGUUACAACAAUGCAAGCAGAACUGGCCAAGCAUGUAACAGCUGUAUCCCUCACUCCAAAGCAUCCUCAACCAAGAAAGUAUAAUAGGCCAAAAUAA